GCAAUAUCUAAUGCUUACCAUGAGAAAUUAUUUUUAAUAUUUAUAAAAAAGGGUAAAGCUUUUCCUUUCUGUGGAAUGCCGAUUAAAAAUUUCUCAUGUGGAUUCAGCCAGUGGUUUGGGGAGACGAACCUUCCACCUUAGACCAUGGCCAAGUACAUCCAUAACUUUUCGGAGAAGGCACCGUCGAUGGUGGCCACUGCCAUGACUUACUCAAAGCCUCUAUUGGCCACAUUUUGGCACUACGUCAAGGUUGAGCUGGUUCCCCCAACCCCUGGUGAAAUCCCUACAGCUAUUCAGAGUGUGAAAAAUAUAAUUCACAGUGCCAAAGCUGGUGGCUUCAAACACCUUACAGUGAAGGAAGCCAUGCUGAACGGUUUGGUGGCCACUGAGGUGUGGAUGUGGCUUUACAUCAUAGGCAAACGUGGCAUUGUUGGCUAUGAUAUUUGAAGACCAAUCUUUAACUUCUGAUUUGAGUUCUUAUAUGAAUGUUCUUGGACCAUGUGUAAUGAGAUUGCUAUCUGAAUAAAAUGAUAGCUGUGGAAAAAAUUACUCAUGUGUAGAAUUAGGGUGCUCUCUAUAAUACAAGUGAA
Molecule: messenger RNA, 590 nt
Organism: Rattus norvegicus (Norway rat)
Lineage: Eukaryota; Metazoa; Chordata; Mammalia; Rodentia; Muridae
Source: RefSeq, a predicted model, not a curated record